This is a messenger RNA of Pistacia vera, 788 nucleotides long. Its product is annotated as protein IQ-DOMAIN 14-like. NCBI's taxonomy places the organism in Eukaryota, Viridiplantae, Streptophyta, Magnoliopsida, Sapindales, Anacardiaceae. The record is from RefSeq and is a predicted model, not a curated record. The transcript is spliced from 3 exons. Bases 393 to 788 code for a protein of 131 amino acids.
UAGUGAAAGGUUGUUAAUGUAAGAUAAGGUUGUUGCAGUUAUACUUUAAAAAAAACUGUUGAGUUUUCAGUGUGUACAAAAAUUUCAUAAAUUCUUGAGAACAAAAACUGAACCAAGUGAAGCCCCAUUUUGCUCCCAACAAAAGGAGUGGGUCCGAACGCAACCAGGCUGUUUAUUGUUCCAUUCUGUCUUUGAAGCUUUUUCUUUUUCUUUGCCAAGAUCUCUCUCACAAUCGACACCCCCUUAACCUUUUUCUUUUCUUUUCUCUUGUUUCUUCAUCACUAAUGGUUUUUGUUGUACAAAUGAAAGUAGAAAUAGAAAAAAAACUUUCAUUCUGAGAGAUCUCAGAGGUUUUUUUUCACUUAAUAUUAUAACAGAUGAGUUGUUAGGAAAUGGGGAGGAAAGGGAAUUGGUUUUCUGCUGUGAAGAGAGCUCUUAGCCCUGAAUCAAAGGAAAAGAAAGAUAAGAAAAACGAUAAAUCGAAGAAAAAUUGGUUCGGAAAACGGAAGAAGUCGGAUCUGGUUUCUGUGUCCAAAGAAACCACCAAAUUAGCUGUUCCUGCCUCUACUCCUCCUCCAACACGUCCUCCUCCUCCUCCUCCUGCUCUUUUCGAAGAUGUAAAAUUAACUGAAGCCGAGAAUGAGCAGAGCAAGCAUGCUUACUCCGUGGCUAUGGCCACAGCUGCUGCUGCAGAGGCAGCUGUUGCAGCUGCUCAGGCUGCUGCAGAGGUUGUUCGUCUCACGGCUGUGUCACGUUACCCUGGAAAAUCAAAGGAGGAAAUUNCAUGA